GGGAAAUCAAAGUGUGUACAAUACUAUAUUUUAUUUAUACAAUGACACCAAAUAAAUAUUUGUAAUUUUAGUUCAUUCUACACAGUACGUAUGACAAACAACUCCCACCGUUAUUGACAUGAGUAUUGCACCGAGACUGGAGCUACACCAUUCCGCUGUAUGUACUAAAAAGGGUAUCUGCCAUGACUGGCACAGGGAGGGAGGAACAAUCUGACUUCCCUGCGGAAUCGAUAUCAAGAGAUUUCGGAUGCAUAAUUUUUACUCUCCGGGGCUGCCAGUGAUCGUUUAUCUUGGCGCCCCACUUGUUAAUGUUGGAAAAUAAAAUUAUACCAUGAGAUUAUCGUUCAGUUAUUCCUUCACCAUGGCAGUUUAAACUGAAAGUAAAAUAUUCAGUAGUGUUGAAAAAUGUUAACUUAGCCUAGGUACUGUUGUAGAAAAGAACAAGGACAACAAGAUCAGAUUAUGCAACUGCAUGCUGUGAGAACGUGUUUUGCGUUAAUAUUUACGAUUCGGUAACAGAAUGAAUCAGAAAAUCAAGAUGACCUAACAGACAUCCUACCAUUUCACAGCAACGAAUGCAAAAUCGUGAAUUGAGGCUUUUUCUGUCUAUGGCUUGAACAGGGAUGAGCCUUACCAGGAAGUGUAUCUCGAAUCUGGACUGCGCAUGUUCGCAAGCAUUUCAGAAUGUAAGGAUGUGUUCGACGUCGUUGUAAAAGCACAGUGCACAGACGCGACGGCUAUGGCGAACACAGAGGUCACUGUGUCCAUGGGGGACAUGGUGGUGGUAAAAACCACAGACCAGGACGAGGAGGGCGAGCCAGACAAUGGAGGAAAAACGCAGGUCAUCCUUCAGCUUCAGCCCAUCACAUCUGGGUUGGGGGAGGAUUCUGGGGAGGCGGAAACAGCUGUGGUGGCAGUGGAGGCACAGGAGGAGGCAUUAGAUGAGGAGGGAGUGGAGUUAGGAUACCCCAUUACUUGUGGAGAGAGUCGAGCGGUGCUCCUCUUUAAGAAGUUCGUAUGUCCCGGAAUCAAUGUGAAAUGUGUGCGGUAUGAGGACCAGUUGAUUAGUCCUAAGCAGUUUGUGCACAUGUCAGGGAAAGCCACACUCAAGGACUGGAAGAGAGCCAUCAGAAUGGGUGGGGUCAUGCUCAGGAAGAUGAUGGAUUCUGGCCAGCUGGACUUCUACCAGCACAGCACUCUGUGCACCAACACCUGCCGCAGCACCAAGUUCGACCUGCUCAUCAGCAACACCCGCUUCCCGCCCGACAGCACCCUGCUGUCAACGCCCACCUCUACCACAGUCCCGGUUGGUAACGGUGAGCAGGGAGCUGGCGUGACGGAGGAGGCGACGGCUGCCGCGUCGGUGGAGUGGACCACCAGCAGCGUGGAGGCCACCGCCAAGAAGGAGGGGCAGGAGAUCUCAGAGGACACUCUGAACUUCUGGAAGGGCAUCGCCGACGUGGGUCUGAUGGGGGAGGUGGUCACCAACAUCCGCACGGAGCUGCUGGAGAUGCUGAAGGGGGUCCAGCUGCGAUCUGAACACACCAGCUUGCAGGACUCGGAGGUGGCCGUGUUGAGUAAUCUGGUCCAGGUGUUCGGAUUGCUCGACUCCAUCAAGAAGAUCCUGAGCGAGAAGCGCCUUCAGACUGACCCCAGCCAAGAACAGGACCUCCAUACACUGACCAGUUUGGAGCAGCAGCUGGAGGAGCAAAAGAAGCAGCAAGCCCAGAGUUGGCUGGCCCUCAACAGCAUGGUGGCGCCACCUCCACCGCCUCCGACCAAGCGCGCCCCGAAGCGUCCGCGUCUGCAGCGUCCAGCCUCCACCACCACUCUCCUCAGCCCGUCGUCGCUGUCGCCCGCCGGCGCCGGCGCCCUGGGCCAGCCGCUGACCCUGCAGCCGCAGCAGUUCACCGUCCUCUCGCCGAUCACGCUGUCGUCGGUCGGCCAGCCGUUCACCGUGGCCAACCUGCCCAUCGCCACGCUGGCGCAGACCGCCAACACCGUCACGCUCCACACGCUGCCGGGCGGCUCGCAGAUCUUGACCCGCUACACGGGCGGCGGCGGCGCCGGGGGAGCGACGGUGGUCACCACGGCCUCGGCGGACGGCAAGGGGGGCGACACCUUCACCCUCCACCCGUCCUCAGGGCUCACGCUAGUGGGCACGGCCGCAGUGCAGGACCCCAGCCACCUGGGGGCGGUCAUGAGCAACAUGGAGCUGGUGCAGCUGGCCCCGGGCACCAUAGGGACCGAGGGGAUGGUGGUGUCGGCCGCGGGCGGCGCCGAGGUCAUGGAGGGGGCCAUGCUCGUCCAGCAGGACCUCAGCGGAGUGAUGGGAGUCGGGGGCAUGACGGUGGCGGCCGUUGGUGGCGGAGGAGAGGUGGAGGAGAGCCAGACCCACGCCACGGUCAUCGAGAUCGACCCCGCGCCCAGCGGAGUGGAGCAGCACGCCGUCGGGGUGAUGGAGCUGCAGCUGGCCACCGGGGCCUCCGGCGAGGGGGUGGACGACGACGAAGUGACCACCAUGGUCGUGCAGGGAUCGAUGGUGGCAACAGGCAGCGAGGAGGGAGGAGGAGGAGGAGGCUGCACCCAUGAUGGAGCAGGGGGAGGAGGUGCAGACAGGCCAGGGGGAGGCGCAGGGAGAGGAGGUGGCUGUGGCGUCAGGAGAACUGCAGCUUGAGACUGAUGGACAGCUAGAGACGCUGCAGAUUAUGGUGGUGGAGGACGACACGGCGACGGCCACUGUAGAGGACAAGUGAAGAAGUGUGUGUGUGUGUGUGUGUGUGUGUGUGUGUGAGGAGCGUUCUCUGCACUGCCAACAGUACAUGCGUGGAAUGAGGAGAGCAGAUUGGCACGCUUGUGUGAGUGUAUGUGUUUGUGUGUGUGUGUGUGCCAUACGUGAAUGUGUGCGUGUGUGAAACGUUUUGGAGAGCUUCAGAGCUGCCAAGGACAAGCCUUCACACUAACGCACUGUAACAUGGACCUCCGUAACUGUGGCUUCGAUGUAGUUGACAAAUUGUAAUUUAAAAAUAAACGACUGCUCGACAGGGUUCCCCAUUUCA
Alosa alosa (allis shad) is the source of this 3059-nucleotide messenger RNA. RefSeq names its product glucocorticoid modulatory element binding protein 1 (gene gmeb1). Gene Ontology annotation, cellular component: nucleus. The record is from RefSeq and is a predicted model, not a curated record. The transcript is spliced from 10 exons. Lineage: Eukaryota; Metazoa; Chordata; Actinopteri; Clupeiformes; Clupeidae. Bases 665 to 2677 code for a protein of 670 amino acids. Gene Ontology annotation, biological process: positive regulation of transcription by RNA polymerase II. Gene Ontology annotation, molecular function: RNA polymerase II cis-regulatory region sequence-specific DNA binding; DNA-binding transcription activator activity, RNA polymerase II-specific.